UUAUCAUCCGGGAGAGAGACGUUUCCAGGAGAUGACCUUUGAGAUUGUGGGUAAUCCACGGGUGCGAGAAAAAAACGCUGCGUAUCGACAGAAGCAAGAGAAAUGUGGCAAGAUAUUCUGAGUGCGAUAAGAGAGUGAGUGAUGGAGAAAAUUGCUAAAUACCCGACCUUGUAAUAUUGGAAAAAAAAGUGUGGGUGACGAGCCACGCCGCGAAAUGGGAUUGUAUCAGAUGUUGGUGAAUCUGGUGGAUCCCUUUGGGGUCAUCAGGAACUUCAUCGUGAAGCCCGCCAAUGAUUUUGUCUUCUCGCUGUAUGUUCACUACAAAAAUCGCACUGCCGAGGGCGUUAACAAUGUUCGGGAGUUGCUUCUCAGGACACUCAUUGUCCUCUUUGCUAUUGCUGCAAUCAUCUGGACAGCUGUCUUCAUGUACAUCACCUUCUACUACACCUACAUGCCUGCCAUUGCUCACAUGAGGCCAGUUCACAUGCAAUUCAAGACGUGUAACUAUGUCCAGGGUCCCUGCACCUACCCAUCAGCCCAUGUUUCCCUGACAAAGAAGCAGCAACUUCUGAUGGUUGGUCAGCCGUACAAGGUUCUCGUGAAUAUCGAUAUGCCUGAAACACCCCAAAAUCAGGAUGUGGGAAUGUUUAUGGUGUGUGCAGAGAUGCGGGAUCAGAGUACAAGUCUCCGUGGGCAUUCAUGUCGUUCUGCCAUGCUUCGGUACAAAUCACCUCUGCUGAAUAGCCUGAUAACUUGGGUAAUGUCCCCCCUGCUGAUCCUUGGGCUACGUGAGCAAAAACAAAUCAUCCCCGUUGAGCUCUUCUCGGAUUAUCUCGAUGAGAAAACCUACCCCGUGACGGACAUCUAUGUGGAGAUUCAGAACAAGGCUGUCCAAUUCUACGAGGUGAACCUCCAGAUUACGGCUCAACUCAGUGGAUUGCGCUUCUUUAUGUUUCAUUGGCCAAUACUGUCUGCUACAGUAGGCAUCAGUACAAAUCUCUUUGUCAUCCUCCUCAUCUGCCUCCUCAGUUGGUACCAUUGGUCUGAUACAACAUGGAUUGAGGAGGCACGAGAAAAGUAUGAAGCUCUCAAGAGGCUGAAUCCCCUUGCGGCGGAAGCAACGAAAUUCCAUUCAGAAGUCUCAACGACAUCCCGAGGAGAUACUCAUAGCUUCAUCGAUGACGAGGAUGUGAGUUUGAUUGAGGAUGUGGGAUUAAUUGAUGAUUCCGAGGGCACAAGUGAGAGAAAGUGAAGGAGAGUUGUCUGAUUUUGCAUUCCAAAGCACCCCAAAUUGUUAUUUAUAUGUAGGUACUCGCAGUGCGCUUUUUACACGAAUUAAAGACAUUUUUAAACGGA
Molecule: messenger RNA, 1356 nt
Organism: Lutzomyia longipalpis
Lineage: Eukaryota; Metazoa; Arthropoda; Insecta; Diptera; Psychodidae
Gene: Seipin
Product: seipin
Exons: 2
Coding region: 215-1252 (345 amino acids)
Biological process (GO): lipid storage; lipid droplet organization
Cellular component (GO): endoplasmic reticulum membrane
Source: RefSeq, a predicted model, not a curated record